AUGCGUUUUUCAUCCCUUUGGCUGGUUGCUCUUUCCAGCUCCGUCUUGGCUCUUCCCGACGCGUCCCUUGAGCCCUGGGACAUUCACAGCAGCUGCGACCCUCACAAGGAUAUCAUCAAGUCUGCUUUGACACAAUCCAUUGAGAUGGCUGAUGCAGCCAAGUCAUCUCUCGAAUUCGUCCUCAACAAAUUGCCCGACUUUGAUACAGACAAGGACAACCACAUCAAAUGGCAGCGAAUCGCAACUCAUAUUCGAAUGGCCUUUGGUUACAAGAUUCCCUCAAACCCUGGUCCCGCUGAUCGCCGGUACACCGAGGCUCUUCGAGAUAUCUAUGCCAGCGCCGUAAGUGUUCUUCCAAGUGACAAGAACAGCCCUGAACACGGCUACAACCCGACCCUGGCCGCACGCCCGGGCGCAAAGCCUGUGAUCGCGUGCGGCGAUGAUGUCUUCCAGUGGUAUGGACCCGACGAUGAACCUGAACCGGGAGUGGGCAAGGUCAAGGAUCAGCCCCAGUUCCAGGACAGGGUAAAACAGGGCAACCCGUAUCUAGGUGCUUUGUAUUUCCAAGGUCGAUGGCAGUUCCAACGUACGCAAAAGAGCUCGUUGGGUGUCUGUUUCGGAAACCGACAAGCCCUCAUAUCCGCGCACGAUGACGUGAUCAUUAUUUGCAGUGCUAUGACUUCUGAUAGCAUGAAAAACCGAGCAUCUCCCAGAGAUUUCAAGUCUUCGGUUACUUCUGGUACAAAACUCCAAAGCGGCCUUGUGUCGUUCCACACUCAACUUUGGCAUGAGCUUUGUCAUUGGUUUGGUGGUGUCGUCAGUCCUACUCAGCUCGAGCACAACAUCAAGGAUCAGCCAGCCGUCAACAAAGACGGUCAGGUUCUUUACAAGGGAGCUAACGGGAUGGCGGCCUUCGACUCCCCUCCUAGCCCGGCCUAUCUUGCUUCGAAAGGGCUAAGGAAGCAGGGUGCCUACGGUCUUGAGGCCAUGAUGGAGCUGGCAUUGACACACAAGAAAGUCUCAGACCAAUCUGGCCCAGAAAAGGCUACCAAGAACGCUGAUUCACUGAUGAUCUUUUCUCUAAUGAUGUACAACGAUCAGUGGGACUGGACGGUAUACGGAAAGGCUCGUGAUUUGGCACGUCUUACACAGAAGCUUGAGGAAGCUAAUAAGAAGAAAACGGGACAAAACCCGUAA
Fusarium pseudograminearum CS3096 is the source of this 1197-nucleotide messenger RNA. RefSeq lists its product as uncharacterized. The record is from RefSeq and is a predicted model, not a curated record. Lineage: Eukaryota; Fungi; Ascomycota; Sordariomycetes; Hypocreales; Nectriaceae. The transcript has 4 exons. Bases 1 to 1197 code for a protein of 398 amino acids.